Messenger RNA from Paramecium primaurelia, 2909 nucleotides. Lineage: Eukaryota; Ciliophora; Oligohymenophorea; Peniculida; Parameciidae. The record is from the annotation of a GenBank genome assembly.
AAUGAGAUAAAUAUAUGAAUUUAUUGUAAUUCAUAUUGUUUUCUAUGUUGUCUCUGUGCAUAAUGACUUGAAAUAACAACAAUUUGUAAAUUGAAAAUAUUUAUAUUAGAACCCAAAAGACAUUUAUUAGGUAUGGAUGCUAUUAAAUAUGUUCUUUACUUCCAUUUUUAUUAUAACUAAAAAGCUUACCUUAAUACUUGUCUUUUUGCUCUAAAGUUAUAUGUACUUUUACUUAAGCAAAUAUAAUCCUUAUUAUGUCUAAGCGGCAACUGUAUUGAUUCCAAUUGCUUUAAUUGAUAAAUCUAAUAUAUAUAUAAUAUUGAAUUAGAUUGGAGCAUUUUUGAUAUCUGGACCCUAUAAUUAGAAUUAGUAGAUAUUAUUUGUGAUUUUAAUCAUAGCUUUGGCUAUUUAUAUUUAUGCAAAAUAACAUGUUGAAGAAAUUUUAACUAAAGUAACUUAUAAUAAAAUAAAUAGAAAAAACAAAAAGUUGACUAAGAUGAAAAAUUUUUAUAAGAAUUACCAUUUCCAUUAUUUAUAGUCAAUAUAAAAUCUUAAAUACAUUGGUCAAAUAAAAUGGCUAGAGAAUUAACUGUUAAUUGUGGAGUUAAAUAGGGAGGAUCUUUAAAAGAGAUAUUUUAAGAUUAAGAUUUAUUUUUGUAAUACUUAACUUAAGAUUCUAAAUAAUUGAUUGUUUAAAUGAAUACAGUUUUAAUUUAAUAAUCUUUAGAAUAAAGCUUACUCAAACAAUCAAAUAAAAAUCCUUAGUAAUAGUAAUAAUAAUAAUAAUAAUAAUAAUAAUAACAAAUAACACAAGUAAAUACUGAACUAAAAUUGGCUAAGUUUUAGAGUUAGAAAGAAGAUAAUUUAUAAAAAUCAAUUCAUAAAUAUUUAAAUAUAGCAUGUUUAACAUUGAAUUCUUAAAAAAUUACAGAAUAAAUUUAAAAAGAAGUAAUAAUUUUAUUUAGUUUUAGAUAUUAACAGUUUUAAUUAAGCCAUUUAAAAUCAAUUAAAUGAGAUUGUAUAUGAUAUGUAUAAAUGCAAACAAGACAUUCUUAUAAAAUAAAGUUCUUUAAAAUCAUUUGAUUUAAUAAAUUAAAUAAAAGUAAUUCAUAUUAUUAUAUAUUAAGUGGAUAAUAAAUGCUUAUAAGUUUAUAAUAAGAUUAUUAAAAAUGGGAUAAUAUGAGAAGUUUAGAAAUAAUUAGAGAAUCAGAUUUAAAAGUGAUUUCCUAAUCAAUUGUAGAUUUAUAUAAGAUAAUUUUUGAAUUUGAAACUUAUGAAGUAUCAACAAGUUUCUUUCCAUAAUCUAGCUUAAUAAAUUUUUAAUGUAGAAAUCAUCAUACAUUUUAGUUAAAGGAUUAGUAACCUACUUAAUUGAAGUAUUUGCUGGUAGAUAUCUAUAAAAAUUUACAAGCAUAAAUCUAUACUUUGAUAAUAGUAUCUAAGAUAAGAUGAAAGGUAAUUCUACUAAUUUUUCUUUGAUAUUUAUGAGUAUUUUAGAAUUAAUAGCAAAAUAUUCUGGAGAUAAAAAACCAUCUCUAAAAAUUAAUUGUAAUUUAGAUUAAGUAACAGAUUAAAAUAAAGCAUAUUAAAUUUAAUUGUAAUUUUUAUGGAGACAAGAUGAUGAAUUAGAUUAAAUUUUUAAAGAGUUCUUUCAUUAAUAAGUCAUGCCUAUGGAUGUAGAUCCAUUGGUAUAACGUUACUUGAUGACAAUUAAAAUAUUAUAGAAUUAUUCUGCAAUGAAAAUAUUUUAUAUUGAAUAAUCUGUUGAAUCUAUUGAAUUAUUAAGUGAACUCCAUAUUUUUGUUGAUUUUUAUAUUAGUGAUUCUGAAGAAUCAAAUUAAUAAGUGUUUUAACCACCUUAAUUACAAAUUACUUUUAGUAGAGAAUUUGUUGGAUAGAAUCCUAAUGAAAUAAUGUGGUAACCUAAGAAAUAACCUUAAGUUAUUAUAGAUAAGAAUCAUUAAGCCAUGAUUCGACCUAUUAAACCGAUGCCUCCAACUUUCUUUAAUAAAUAAAAUUUACCCAUUAAUGUUGAAGCUAAAUAACCUAAAAAUUAAGAUGAGGACAUUUAAGAUGAGGAUGUUAUUUAAAAAAGAAAAAAACUUAUUAAAGAAUUGAUAUAAGCUUAAUUUAUAUAGGUUGCUCCACGUCUCUCUGAAAAAAUAGCUCUUUUGAUUAAAAAGAAAUUAGAAAGCUAAGCAAAUAAAUUUGAAGCCAUUUAAUUUUUUGAAGAUCAUGAAAAUGAAUUAGAUAAAGAAGAUUAAUGUGAAGAGAAUGAAGAGUAAUCGGAUGAUGGAACAAGUGAAGGCAUUAAGGGGAACAGCUAUGAUGAAGAAGAAUAAUCACAAACUACUCCAAAUUUAGAUUCUGUUCCUGUUAAUAGAAGAUAUAUGAAUCUACCAUUAUAAAGUGAAUUUUCUAAUUGUGAUUCUCGAACUACAAAUUAAAUGCUUUAAGCAUCAGAUUUAUCAAUUAUUACAUACAAAAAAUUAAAAAUUGAUUCAAUUAUUGAAGAAAUUAAAUCUAAUCAAAUUGAUGUUGCUGAUUUCAGUUAAAUUACAAUGAAUGAACAAUUUAUUCUAAAAAUUACAGAUGCUUUAGAGAAAAACAAUUCACUCAAAACUUUAAAAUUCGUUAAAUGUGAUCUUAGUGAUCAAAUACUUAUUAAAAUAUUAGAUUCAAUUUCAAAAACAUAGUAAAUUUUAUAUUAAAUUAGAAUUGAGAACUUACAUUUAUAACAUAAUUUAUUAUAAGAAAAAGCUUUGAAUCAUCUAAUUAGUUUAAAGUAGAGUUUAAAAGAAUAUCCUAUAAAAGAAUUAAAUUUUCACAGUAAUCUAGUUAAAGAAAUUUAAAUCAGCAAGGAGAAAGCAUAAUUAUUAAAUCUAGGAAUAAAAGUAUUAUUGGGUUGA